Neltuma alba is the source of this 1736-nucleotide messenger RNA. RefSeq lists its product as uncharacterized. The coding region runs from base 90 to 1475 and encodes 461 amino acids. Lineage: Eukaryota; Viridiplantae; Streptophyta; Magnoliopsida; Fabales; Fabaceae. The transcript has 7 exons. The record is from RefSeq and is a predicted model, not a curated record.
CAGUUAUUCCAUCUUCCCGAUGGCUUCUUCCUUUUCUCAGCUUUCAAACACCCUCUCAAACCUCUGUUAGUUCUCUUACCAUCCUCAAAAUGAUGGCUUCUUUACAGCCUUCAUGGUUCUCUUCAUUGAAACUCAUCUCCCCUGCAAAACCCUCUCUUCUCCUCUCCUCCCCCUAUAAGCCCAUAAAAGUUUUCUGUGCUCUUAACCCUGAAAAUGUUGAAUCUUCCGAAACCACGCCCGAAUCUCAGCCCGAACCGGUUGACCCUGUGAAGCUCGCUUUCAGCAAAGCCAAGGCGUACAGAGAAUCGCUGAAAUCGAACUCUGAUUUGAAAGUUGAGCAAAACAUUGCUGCGAGUUCGGUUGAAAAAUCAAACGGGAAUGACGGGUUGAGUUCGGGUCAGAAUGUUGUUGAUGAUUCUGGGCAGAAGGAAGUGCCACCGUCUCUGAAGAUCGCAAUGGAGAAAGCCGAGAAGUAUAGGGAGAAUAAAGGGGGCGUGGUUGAUGAAACGGGUCAAGGAUUGCAGGGAGGGAAUGAAGGGUCUUCAAGAAGUAAUAUUGUGGAUAAUAGUGUUGGUAAGAAGGGACAACUGUCAGUUUCGAAAAUGGAUUUCAUGGGACUUGAAUUUGCGGAUAAGAAAAAUACGAGGGGACUGCCACCUGGAUUGGUUCCAAUUUCUGACUCUUUCUCAAGAAGUGAUAUGCCUGAGGUGGAGCUGAUUGUUGGGGACACGAGCAAGUUUGAUGCUGCAACAACAGCUCCCAAGCCUGAGCAAACUGGGGAAGAUGAAUCAGACCUUUACAAGCCACAAGUUUCUACUUGGGGUGUCUUUCCUAGACCCAGCAAUAUUUCAAAAACAUACGGCGGAGGAAGAGUGAUACGUCCUGGGGAUGCGCUAGAGACUGAAGAUGAAAAAUCUGCUAAAGAAGAACGAACAAGACAAUUACUUGCGGCCUACAAGAAGGAAAUUGGGUUAAAUAUUGAUCCAAAAAUAAAAUCUGAGUGUGAGGACGCGUUGAAGGAAGGUGACUCAUUAAUGAAUGCUGGAAAGCUGAGAGAAUCAUUGCCGUUCUAUGAAAAGGUUAUGGAGAAAUUAACUUUUAAGAGUGAGCUGCAUGGAUUGGCUGCUUUGCAGUGGUCAAUUUGUCAAGACUCCCUCAGCAGGUCCAAUGAAGCUCGACUUAUGUAUGAGAAACUCCAAUCUCACCCAAAUCCUAAAGUGAGCAAGAAAGCAAGACAGUUCGUGUUCAGCUUUCAGGCUAUGGAAAUGAUGAAGGUGACAACAGGAUCUCCAUUUUCAUGGAACACAGGCUACCAGAAUUAUUUUGACGCUUUCAUAGAAAGCAAGUCUAACUACCCUUUACAAGAAGACCUCAAUGUGCAAGAAAGGGCACUUAAUCAAGUUCUGCCCUAUCUUCUCUUUCUUAUUUCUCCUAUCUUCAUGGUAAUAUUUGUUGCCUUGCAGAAGAGAAUAUAAACUGUCUUUUUUUUUUUGUAUAGACAACUUCUCUAUUGUAUAUAUAUGUCACACGCACACCAUGUCUUGUUUCAUAGUUGUGAGGUUCCAGGGAAAGGAGAAUCGGUGUAGUAUUCAUUUGUAUCACUGCCUUAUAGAUACAUUUAAUAAAUACUGUUAACCCACAUCUGUACAAAAAAAUACAGCUGAUGCUUGCAGCUACUUAUUACUAUACAUAACUACCUCUGUCACCUACUCCCUAUAAUAGUUUUGGUGCUGUUA